Messenger RNA from Puccinia triticina, 945 nucleotides. RefSeq lists its product as uncharacterized. The record is from RefSeq and is a predicted model, not a curated record. The transcript is spliced from 7 exons. Gene Ontology annotation, biological process: mitochondrion organization. Gene Ontology annotation, cellular component: membrane; mitochondrion. NCBI's taxonomy places the organism in Eukaryota, Fungi, Basidiomycota, Pucciniomycetes, Pucciniales, Pucciniaceae. The coding region runs from base 1 to 945 and encodes 314 amino acids.
AUGAACCAACAGGGGCGAGAGUUUGCGAAACUGCUAGCCAAACAGGCCCGAGUGUUCGGCCAGUCCGGCCCAGGACGAGGCGGCAAGUCCAACUUCGGCGGUGGGUCAUCAGGCGUCGGGAAUUCCCUGGUUGGGGCCGGUGGGCUACUGCUCCUUGGUGGGGCGGCAAUCACCCUGAACUCGGCACUCUUUAACGUCGAUGGAGGCCACCGGGCCAUCAAGUAUACUCGAAUUCAUGGGGUCAAACCGGAUGUAUAUGGGGAAGGAACUCAUUUUGUGAUCCCUUGGUUGGAGACCCCGAUCAUCUAUGAUGUUCGGGCGAAACCUAGAACAAUUGCAUCCCUCACUGGCACGAAAGAUCUCCAGAUGGUCAAUAUCACUUGUCGAGUUUUAUCCCGCCCUAACGUCGACUCCCUGGCAACGAUAUAUCGAGAACUUGGCUCGGAUUAUGAUGAGCGCGUAUUGCCCAGCAUAGUAAAUGAAGUGCUAAAAUCGGUAGUAGCCCAGUUCAACGCAUCCCAACUGAUUGGUCAACGAGAGAUGGUCUCCCGGCUUGUUCGAGAAAACCUUACCCGUCGAGCCUCCCGCUUCAACCUCACGCUAGACGACGUUUCGAUCACCCAUGUCACUUUCUCGCCUGCUUUCAGUGAGGCGGUCGAGAGCAAACAGAUUGCUCAACAAACCGCCCAACGAGCUGCCUUCCUGGUCGAUCAAGCCAUCCAAGAAAAACAGGCCACUAAAAUUCGCGCUCAGGGUGAGGCUCGGAGUGCAGAGUUGAUUGGUGAGGCUGUCAAACAGAAUCGAGGGUUCUUGCAACUCAGAAGGCUCGAAGCUGCACGUGAGAUUGCUGGGGUGGUUGCCCAAAGUGGGAACAGACUGAUUCUGGACUCAGACACAUUAAUGUUAAAUGUCAAUGAUGAAUCCCUCAACCGACAAAAAAAGUGA